Molecule: messenger RNA, 3509 nt
Organism: Frieseomelitta varia
Lineage: Eukaryota; Metazoa; Arthropoda; Insecta; Hymenoptera; Apidae
Product: glutaredoxin domain-containing cysteine-rich protein CG31559-like
Exons: 4
Coding region: 866-3106 (746 amino acids)
Biological process (GO): sensory perception of sound
Source: RefSeq, a predicted model, not a curated record
CAACGAAACUGCAUGAGUAAGUGUCAGAGGCACUCAGUACAGUUACUGACGGCCCGUACCGUGAACGAUCCGCCGUCGUCGACCGCUGUCGUCGUGUUCGUCGUGCCGAGCAUUCGAGGGUUCUACCAUGCGUUACUCCUGAUAAACGUAACCGACACGGUUUAGUAAGUGGCGGCUAUUCUUUCUCUUUCUUUAUUUGUUUCUCAGCUCGCUCAGCUUCUUCCCUUCUUCUCGCGAUUGUUACUCGAAGAGAGGAGAAAUAAAAACAGUCCCUCGAGUGUCGUAGUCGCGAUCGAUCGAUCGUACAGCCGCGUGAUAACGAUCCUCGGCGAGAUGCAGCCGAUCAGAUGCCGAUCGCCACGAAUUUCGAUCGACUGACGAUCAAGGAACAUUAGGUUCGAGAGGAGUUUCAUCUUCAUUCGCGCAACGGCUCGGUGGAAGACUAGAAUUUCGGAGUAAGAUUCUACCGACACAGUGGUUUGGACAGCGUGAUCGACGUUUCUCGAGGAUCUCGCGCGUGGUACCGCCGGAAGUCUGCAGCAUGUCGCGCCAUAUGUUGAGCCAUAUGUCGUCGACGUGAAUCGUCGAUCAGUAACACCGAGCGUAACGCCGUAAAUCUGGUUCACGCGGUCGCGUCGCGUCGCGUUGAAUUCAAUCGAAGUGAUUUCACAACUUGUUCCAAUCGAAAACACUCGACCCAAAUUGCUCGCACUUUCUCACGCAAGGACCAAGAGCCAUCCCUCCCAUUUCAGUGAAGAAAUUAGGAAAUUCUCGCGGAGAAAGGAAAAGAAAAAGAGAGAGAGAGAGAGGAGAAAGCAAAAGAUCGUUCGAUCGGUGACCAGUGACAGUGCUCUCGAAUGUGUACAUGGACGAGGUCGCCACGAUGACCGUUCCACCGACACUGCCGGCGAAGACUCAGCCCCGGGACGCGAGUCAGGUUGCCCGACAGACUGUGUCAAUCCGGGCUGUUUCUAGUCCCCCCACGGCUCCUCUGAGCACAGGGGCCGGAGCAACGGUAUUUGUCGGACUGGCCGCUCCUGGCGUCGAUUCCGCGGCAACCUGUAGGAGAAGAAUCCCGGAAGUGCAGGCCGCGAACGGCUACGGCAAGCAGAGCAGCGUGAAGUCGGUUCAGACCGCGCAGAACGAGCAACAACUGCAGUACGGGCAACAGCAGCAUCAGCAGCAUCACCAUUGUAAUAAUAAUAAUAAUAAUAAUAAUAAUAAUUAUCGUCAUCAUUAUCAACAGCAACUGCACCAGCAAGCGGCGCACGUGGUAAAGAUCAAGAUCAACCCGGAUGGUGACAAGAACGGGAGGGUGAUAUCGACCGUACGAUUGACGUUGGACGAGAACGUCGGCCACGAAGCCAAGCAGGAGAACGGGAUCGCGUGCGAACGUUCGAGCAAGCGUGACGUCGGUGUGGUCGUGAGUGCGACGAAUCUGGUGAACGAGCAGCGUUGUGGAAGUGCCGGUGCCGGUGACGGCUGUGUCAGGAUCAGUGUUGGCUCGAACACUUUUGCACGCACCAGCAACGAGAGCAACGACGACAGCAAGGCCAGUCGAAACACAGUCGACGACCUCACCUCCGCCGCAGACAUGGUACACCGCGAUACCUCGGAGCCACUGAACACGUCCACUUCGAACAGUCGUUCGAGCGCUUGCUUCUACUACAACACCGGGUAUCCAGGCCAGUUGAACGGCAUGGUGAUGUCAAGCGGGCAGUGUUCGCCAAGCGACACGUUGGACAGCGGGACCUGCAGCGAUCUGGACGGCACGCCGCCGCCACUACCCAAGAAGAAGAACAACGCCAGCACGGUCAUCCUCGCGAGCGAUCAGCACAAUCGUACCGGCAGCCUCACCAGCAGCGGGGCGGAAGUCGACAGCGACGACAACGAGAGCAACAUCAGCUGCGACUCUCUGAACGGUGGCGAGUUGUUGAACGAUGUCAAUGGGAACGGGGUCGAGGCCGAUCGAACGUCCUCCUCCUUGGAGUAUCGACACGAACAACGCACGCCGGAGAAUCAUCGUCCGAAGAAUGGGAUCUCGGAUCGUCCGAGAUCGAGCGACACUGAAACCGUCGUGACUCUGAACAGACUGGACUCGUCGAACGAAGAACAAACGGAAGUUGAGUCGAACACUUCUCUCAGCGUCUCUCCCUCGCCGUCUGGCGCGUCAUCCUUGUCGAAAGCUUCCUCCACACCGAGGAUCAGGAGCCCGGAUCCAAACAUAGAGCAGAACGGCCGGCUGUCGUUGUCCUCGUCGUCGUCGUCGUCGUCGUCGUCGCCGGUGGUGAACGAGUGCACGUACGAGGAGAGGAAGCAAAAACAGGAGAGGCUGGAGCAGGAGUCGGUUGCCGGCGACGUGGACACCAGCGUGAAUCCAGUGACCGGGAAGAAGUACGUGUACGAGUACGACAGGUUCUACAAGUUUCACGUGAAUGAACUGAAGGGCAACAAUAAGGACGGCAGCAGAGGCGGAGGAGUGGUGUCCGGCGACAACGACACCGACGAAUGUUUCGCAGGCUACAAGAUCCUCGAGAAGGAAGCCAUACGUAGUGCCAAGGGAACUGUGCGCGGUGUGAAAAACAGGGUGCGCGCUGGGAUCGCCACGUUCCUUCAGAAACCAUCCUCUCAGGCGUACAUGAAGAAGGAAUUGGGCAAGGUGGUGGUGUACACGACGACCUCCGGCAUCGUGAGGAAAACGUUCUACAAUUGCAAGAAGGUGAAGCAGAUCCUGAGGACGCAUAUGGUCAAGUACGACGAGCUGGACCUGUUCGGGGACGCGGAACUGCAGACCGAGUUGAGAGAUCGUCUGGGCUCCACGGUGAUACAAUUGCCGCAGCUUUUCAUCGACGGGCAACACAUCGGAGGAUUCGACACCGUGGAACGACUGAACGAAUCUGGAGAGCUGAGGGACAUGCUCAAGCCGUACCAGAGCGAGGACGCGUGCACGGUGUGCCUGUUCUGCGGCGGUUACCAGUGGCAGCUGUGCCCGGUUUGCAACGGCAGCAAGAGGUCCGUCCAUCGCAACGACUUCACCGCGGAAUUCGUCGCUCUCAAGUGCGCGAAAUGCGACGUGAACGGCCUGAUUCGCUGCCCCCAUUGCUGAGAAAUCAGGAAGCGUGCUCGCACGUGCUCGCAACGACGUCGUGUCGUUCCCGAUAUCAGCUAUCCCUUCAUCCCCCUACUAAGACUAAGGUGCUACGAGAAGUAUAUUCCAUGUUAAACACGGUUAACGGAAAGGUUCUCGCUGUCGUGUCAGUCAAAGAACCAACAGAUCCACUAUGUAUAUCGCACCGAUCGUCCGUGCAGGCGCUGUCUCGGCUCGAAUUUUCUCCUCUUUCACUUCCGUUGGAAUUUCCAUUCAACGUUGGAGAUGAAUCACGGGGAAGUGCUAGCGAAAGUUGGAGAUAAAAACGGCGCCGGCACGCUCGGUCUCGAGCACGGAGCACGACUCGCGGACGCUGUAAAAUAUCGACUAAUAAAGCUUAUCUAAUGUUUUGUAACGUGCA